AUGGAAAGGGGAAGAAGUGGGUUGCGAUGGGGUAAGAGGAACAAUCCGGCAAUUUUCUUCAAGACGGAUCUUACAGCCGACGAAGACCUUGAUAUCUGUUCUGAUGAACGAGGUGGAUAUAUAUUGUAG
Paraglomus brasilianum is the source of this 129-nucleotide messenger RNA. NCBI's taxonomy places the organism in Eukaryota, Fungi, Glomeromycota, Glomeromycetes, Paraglomerales, Paraglomeraceae. The record is from the annotation of a GenBank genome assembly.